Camelina sativa (false flax) is the source of this 893-nucleotide messenger RNA. Its product is annotated as classical arabinogalactan protein 7. The record is from RefSeq and is a predicted model, not a curated record. NCBI's taxonomy places the organism in Eukaryota, Viridiplantae, Streptophyta, Magnoliopsida, Brassicales, Brassicaceae.
UCUUAUCCAAAUACAAAUCGACAAUGCCCUCUUAUUUUAAGACAUACUAGUACACUAGAUAGCAGAUACUAAUCAUGAUACCAAUAAUUUCCGCAUAAUUAUUUUCCUAUUCCACAAGAUACUUAUUAUUGUUCUAAACCUCUCGCUAAGUCUAUAUAUAGCUCCUCCAUCGUCAUUCCUCACCUUAACCACUCUGCUUCACUCUCCCUAUCUUCUCCCUCCCCUAAUCACAAAGCACAGAGAGAAACGAUCUUAAGAGAGAAGAAAAAGAUGAAUUCGAAGAUCAUCGAAGCUUUCUUCAUCGUUGCUCUCUUCGCUACCUCAUGCUUAGCUCAAGCUCCAGCUCCUACUCCCACAACCACCGUCACUUCUCCACCACCGGCAGCAACUCCCUCUCCGGCUACAACUCCUCCACCUGCCGCAACCCCUGCCCCCACCACUACUCCUCCGUCCACUGCUCCUUCUGCGUCUGAUGUCCCCACAGCUUCUCCACCUGCACCAGAAGGUCCCGGAGUUAGUCCCGGAGAUCUAGCCCCGACCCCUUCCGACGCUGCCGCUCCUCCACCUAACUCUGCUUUCUCCAGCAAAGCUUUCGUCGUUGGUACCGCUUUUGCCGCAGUUGUUUACGCCGUCGUUUUGGCUUAGGAUCACAUAUUGUUAUUUACAUGAUCGUAUAAACCAUUUUAUUAUCAAUAGUGUCGGUGUUAAUUUGAUUGAUGUUCGUUAUUUGAAUUGUUUGUUUUGAUCGAUCGGGGGAGAAUCGUAAAUUUAUUUACGGCCGACUUUAAAUGAGCUGUUGACACGUGUAACUUUUCGUGGUGUUGUCGAGGUUGGAAUAUGUUAUGUAAAUCAGAGUAAUAAUAGCUUAAUAAAAUCAUUACAUUAAUAAUGUC